CCAUGAGAGUGGGGCACUGCAGCAGGCCCCAGCCCAGACAACCUGUCCCCAAGCUUGGUCUCAUGCCUGCCCCCUUGUCUUACAGAGACAACCCGACAUGGAGAACUGCACCAAAGACAACAACAUGCGGAGUGGCAUUGCGCUGUUUCAACUUACAGUCUACAUCCCAGUGCUCUCUUUGGGGAUCCCACUGAACACAAUUGCCUUCUGGGUCUUCUGCUGCAAACUCAAGAGGUGGACCGAGACCAGGGUGUACAUGAUCAACCUCAUAGUCGCAGACAGUUUCCUGCUCUUUGCCCUGCCUUUCUUGAUAUAUUUCACCAUGUAUGAGCAUCCCAUAGACAACCUGUGUUUCGCCAUACAAAGGAUCUACUUUACAAACAUGCCUAAGAGCAUCCUGAUCAUCACCCUGAUAGCUAUUGAUCGAUACAUUGCCAUCAAGUUCCCUCUAAAAGCAAAGAUUCUUCGAUCCCCACUGAAAUCAGCUUCCACCUGUGGGGCUCUUUGGAUAAUACUAAUGAUUUAUUCCUACUUGAGUCCACAAUUUCAUAACAAAAAGGAAAAAUUCUGCUUUCGGAAACAGUCUACUCAACCUAGUUACACAGCACUGGUGUCCAUCAUCUUUGGCUAUUUUAUUCCCUUAGUGAUUGUGACUUUUUGCUCAGUACAAGUCAUCAGAUGUCUCAAGAAGAAGACGGUCACGAGUCCUCAUGAGACAAAAUUAAUCCAGAGAGCAAUCCGCAUUAUUUCUGUGAAUCUGUGUGUGUUCACCGUAUGUUUUGCACCCUUCUACAUCGCCGUGCUCUUGCGGUUUGCAGUGGAUGUUGCUGGAGCUUGUUCUCUGCUCUCGAAAGUUAGCGCCUGUGUUCACAUCUGUGCAUGCUUAGCAAACUCUAACUGCUGUUUGGAUGCAUUUUGCUAUUACUUUGCAGCUACAGAACUUCAAGAGUUUCCUUCUCUGUUCCCCACUUGCCUGUCGAUGAGGUGCAAGGUGAACCAAAGCCAAGAAUCCUCGUCACCCACAGGUCAAGUCAUGACAUGAACAAGGUGUAGCACACUACAGGUAUUCAGAGCCACAGGGCUGCUGAAGUUUUGAGGCAGAGGGAAUAGGACCAUCUACAGUAUUUGCAAUCAUUGUAGCUACAGGCAUACGUGCAAAAAGGGGCAAUCCCUUCCAAGGGGUCUGAUAUUAACUUGAAUUUUGUCCUUCUGUCCUCAGUGACUUGACUCCAGCAUUGAC
Messenger RNA from Neopsephotus bourkii (Bourke's parrot), 1240 nucleotides. Its product is annotated as G-protein coupled receptor 35-like. Lineage: Eukaryota; Metazoa; Chordata; Aves; Psittaciformes; Psittacidae. The record is from RefSeq and is a predicted model, not a curated record. The transcript has a single exon. The coding region runs from base 98 to 1042 and encodes 314 amino acids. Gene Ontology annotation, cellular component: membrane. Gene Ontology annotation, biological process: chemokine-mediated signaling pathway; phospholipase C-activating G protein-coupled receptor signaling pathway; positive regulation of Rho protein signal transduction. Gene Ontology annotation, molecular function: chemokine receptor activity.